Messenger RNA from Vanessa atalanta (red admiral), 3652 nucleotides. RefSeq names its product adhesive plaque matrix protein. Lineage: Eukaryota; Metazoa; Arthropoda; Insecta; Lepidoptera; Nymphalidae. Bases 237 to 3542 code for a protein of 1101 amino acids. The record is from RefSeq and is a predicted model, not a curated record. The transcript is spliced from 2 exons.
CCGCCACUCAUGCGCUGCGCGACCUGCUGAACACACGCGCACCCCACCACAGCCUGUGACCCUGCGACUCUGCGACACAACGAGACAGCUAAAACAACCCAUUUGCUUAUACUAUGUGCCAGUGACUGAACGCCAGUGAUUUAAGUGAAGUGACAUUACCACUACCCUCGUGAUAUGUGCUGAAGAGUGUACAUCAAGUGAUUUUUCAGUCGCAGCCUCUACCGUUAACAGUAAAUAUGGUGAGAGGGGCGACGUCAGUGCUUACGCUAGCGCUGGCAUGGGCGUGCAUCGUUCACGCUAGCGUCCUUGUGCCCACCUACGUGUUGCCGCCCGACUCGUUCGUGCGCGAUCAACGCUCCCUCGGCCCACGACCCGACAGCGACCCCGCUGAGUCCCAGCGGAUGAUCAAACGUUUAAUAGGGGGACAUAUGAAAAUUAAAUCCGAAAGAGAAUAUGGAAAAUCCAAAAAUUCUAUCAACUUGGACUCAAAAAGUGAAAGUGGUAAAUUUGCAGGAGUUAUUGUGCCAGAAUUGUCGGGCGGGACCGUAGGAUGGAAUCAAGGUAUCUGGGAUGACGGCAUGCUCAUGUCAAGCGCCGGCGAAGGAAAGGGUGAUACGGGAAAAAUGAAAGAGGACGACGAGGACAAAAAGACGUUAUCGGAUCAGGUGGCCGAAGGAAAAUAUGGCUUGAUACAAAAUGAGAUAUUUUCGAAAGCUCCUAAGCGCCCAGGAAUUUUGAGUUACGAACCUAACUCAGAAACUCGGUCUAAAGAUAAUCUGCAGAGCCUUGGAGGUCUUAAAAAAGAUGAAAUAUGGCUUGCAGAAGAUCAUUUAUUAGUUUUAAAGGGAGGCUCAUUCCCAGAACGUACAAAAGAAGCUGAAAAUAGACCUUGGCCACCAAUCGAUAGUUAUGAGGCGCCUAGAAGGCAAGUAAAACUACCACAGAAACCUAAAGUACCACCGCCCUUUCCAGUACGACUCUCCGACGACGGACCGCUUAUCUUCCUUACACCGAACGGCAGUAUCCCUGCGCCCAUUUUCCCACCCUUCCCUGCAGGAGAAGGCGAAGGCACUUUAUCUUCUCCGCCAUUCAUUUACUCAGCGGGAGCGUCCUACGCCCCGAGUGAUAAUCAGAGAAACUCUACUUCCGGGGGAGCGCCGUUGCCAAGUCCUCCGUUCCCAUUCCUACCCGGGAAUGCGAGCGAAGGAGCAUUCCCUUACUUCGCAUCCAUAAACGGCUCUUUUCCAGAAGGCUUUCCUCCGGGCGCAGCAUUUCUACCACCACCCAGCAACCAAACAGACCUAUACGACGAAGACGACCCUUCGAUUUACUAUCCGCCGCCAUACAAUUUUUCUUAUCACACUGACUACAAGAGUAGUGUGCCGGCUGGACCUUUAGUACCUGGAAUAAUAUUACCACCUCCACCUGAUUUCUUUGCGCCUCUUGAAGAGAAACCAACUACAGAUACUGUUAAGACAAGGCCUGCUAUACCAACAAACACUAGAUCGAAAACAACAACCAAACGACCUUCAUCAGUACCUGUGGUAUACAGAGGCAAAUAUAAAACACGACCGACGACACCGGAGUCGACAAAAAUGACAGAUAUACCUACAACUCCAGAAACAGAAAUUGUCACAACUCCAAAACAGAGAAAGCCGCAACGUGUUAUACCAACACCAGUUAGAAAUCCUGUCAGAGUUCAAAACCUUCCUGACGAAAUAGUAACAAAACCGAAAACUGAAAAACCAGUAUACAAAACACGGACAAAACUUACAUCGAAACCUCUCUCGGUAUCAGUAUUUUACGACUAUCCAGACCAGAUUUAUGAUACAAAGACUCCAACAACUACUGAAAAACCUUACAUUAUUUACAAAAUCCCACAGAAAAUAUCGAAUGAUGUCGCUAAAGAUAUAACAUCAACGUCGAUACCAUUAAGAUCAUAUUACACUCAAAAUGACGAACCCACAACUAAAUUGCAACCUGUGUAUAACCGGAGGCCAAAUGAAGAUGCAAUUGCUUCAUUUUAUUUCUUCGACGAGCAACCUAAAAGUUCUCCAACACCUGAAACCUACUUUGAUGGAAGGAAUUACUAUAAAACUGUACCAAGUCAAACAUCACAGAUUCAAAAUCAAAACUCUAAUUCUCAAUCUGGAUUCUCUCCAUCAGUAGACGUUGCAUACGGGUCGAUUGAUCAAGCUGAUGCUCUAUUUUUAUGGCCACAAAAACAAGGUUCUCGAACACUCACACAAGAAUAUUUCAGCGUACAAAAACCUAGACCCCAGGUUUACGUACAACAAGUGAAACAGCGACCGGAUCCGUUUUAUCAACAAAUAGCUGACAUUCAACAAACCCUUGAGUUGUACACAACAAAAAGACCGAAAAGUCAUUCACAUAGGCCCCAUGCUAAUAAACAAAAACCGGUAACAGCCCAACCAGUAUACCAAUUCAGCUAUGACACAAAACCUCGGCAAGAAAAAUUAACCUUCAGAGCGCCAAAACUAGAUCCCGAACCAUUCAGGCCUAUGGUCAGUUACAGUAAGCCAUUUAAUUUUGAAAACGAAUUUAAUGCUAUUUCUCCUACCGUUUCACCUGGAUACCAUCAACAAUACUUAGUUGAAAAUUUACAAGUUACAACAGAAAGCCCGACAUCAUCAAGAUAUUAUCCUAAAACUAAACCGAGAGAUGAAGAUUACGAAGACACGCUAUACAACAAAGACAUAGCUCCGAAUAACAAUAUAAACCAUAUUCCAAUCCAAACAGGUAAACCCAAUCCACACAUCAAUAAGCACCCCAGUACUACACCUAACCCGAUCAGUAACGGUUACUACACAAAGCAAGAUGAAAAGUAUUUUGAUGAUAUAACCAAAAAUUCCUUUGAUGUUUUUGGCCAGAAAUUAGAAGAUGGAACUCGUGAUAUUAAUGGUCUAGCAGUUACACCUCCACUGGAAACUGUAAAAACACCUAUUGACAAUAAUCUAAACCAGCAAUACGCCUAUGAAAUCGUCGACUCGCAGAGUCCUAACCAACCAUCGUUGUACAAAGAUACAGAAGUCAAUGACCGAUUACCGCGUCCGAAUGUUAAUCCAUACAGCGAAUCAAUACAUCAAGGAUCACCCAAUGCUCGACUGGUUCAAUCGCCAAAACCACCAUCACUACUAGACGACACUUUAGUAAACGACAGAUAUCCUCGACCGGAAAUAAAUCCCGACAGCGAGUUCAUACCAAUACCAAAUCCCGGCUACAGAAAAGCGCAACAAUACAGAGUACAAACGCAGGUACAACGGCCUCAGUAUACUGGUGAACAGUAUGACUUGAAUAGGCCGUCGUUAGCCGGAGACACAGCCGUGAAUUAUAGGAGGCCCCUGCCGCCUGUAAAUCAGAAUGCUGAAUGGAUAGGUCCGGUAAACACGGCCGGCGAAGGAAGACCGGGUUCGUACGUGUCGUACAGACUGCCCGGAGAGGGCGCACACGUGUAUUUCCUAACGCCGCAGGCUGCGCAUGCUACCCGAGAGAGGUACAGAUCACCCGGCUACGGACGGUGAAACCAAAGCUCUAGUCUGAACUAAAACAGCCGUCGAGAUCGACGUAUCGUGUAAAUACAAAGCAAAUGUGAUGUUUAAGUGUCCUAAGUAGUAUUAGAAUUAAAAGACUA